This is a messenger RNA of Penicillium griseofulvum, 1662 nucleotides long. RefSeq lists its product as uncharacterized. The record is from RefSeq and is a predicted model, not a curated record. NCBI's taxonomy places the organism in Eukaryota, Fungi, Ascomycota, Eurotiomycetes, Eurotiales, Aspergillaceae. The transcript has 3 exons. Bases 1 to 1662 code for a protein of 553 amino acids.
AUGCCGGUACACGCAACAUUUGACGAUGGUUUUUCCUCGGACGACUCGGAGUACUCUGAGACCGACGUUUCCCUCCAUCGACCUGGUGUCAGAACCCAUAUCCGCCAGCGCUCCCUCUCUCGCCACCGCCGCCCGGAAGUCACUCAGUUCCUGGCACCAACCCAGACCCGUGUAUACCGGUCGGCCUCGACCAGCGGCCGGCGCCGCGAGCGCCCACCAGCAGCACCAGCAGCACCCGUACCACCAGCGGUAAUGAUAUUCAACGAGCAAGGACUACAGUCAGAGAGUCGCGCGGAGAACAAGCCCCAGUCUCGACGGGUGCACCAGAAAUUCAAGGAAAAUCACACCCACGACCAUAGUCCCCGCCAUAGCCGCUACGAUGAUGAAGACGAUCUGCCGCCCCCACCACCCCGCCGUGGGCGCGCCGUCAGCAGUGUCUCGCGCGAGCACUCUCCUUUUUACCGUGACCACGAGCUGGUUAUGGGUCAGCAACUCCUGGGAAAAAACGAUUUGCGGCAGGAUUUGGAUAUCUGGAAGCAUCAACAGGAGAUUGAACGUCUGCAGCGGCAGCUGCAGAAGACUCGGGAUCGCAGCGCGCAUGAGCGCGAGCAGAUCAUUAUAAAUCCGCCAGCAGAUCCGCGCGAGUCUCGGCUGAUCAGAGAAGAGGCGGAUCUAUAUGAGGAAGAACUUUCGGAGCGGCUGCGUAAGCUGCAGCGGCUCGAGCGCAAGCAAAUGUCUGCGGAAGAGGAGCGCAAGGCUGAGGAGCGCUAUCAGCUCAAGAAGUAUGCGAUGGACAAGAGGACUGCUGCUGAGCAAGAGGAACUUCAACGCAAACUGCAAGAGGAAAAGUUGAGGGAUCUUGCGCGCAAGCAGGAUGAGAAAGGACAAAGGGAGAAGCUCAUGCGGGAGGAGAGGUGGAAGGAGCUUGCAAGGCAGAAGGAGGAAGAAGAGGAGAGGGAGAAGCUUGUCCGAGAGGAGAAGUGGAAGGAGCUUGCAAAGAGGAAGGAGGAGGAGGAGGCACAUGAAAAGCUCGUUCAGCAGAUUCGAGAUGAAGAUAUGCGGAAGGCGAGGGAGGCCGAGGAGGCGCGGAAGAAGGAGCUCGCUAUGAAGGCUGCUGCAGUUGAAGAGUGGAAGCUUCAGCAGGAGAAGCUUAAGCAGCUACAGGCAGAGGAGGCGGCGCGGAAGGCAAAGGAGUUCCACGAUCGCCUUCGCAGCAUUGGCUAUACCGAGGAGGAGAUUGAUGCCAUCGUCAAUAAGAAAAAGCAUGAGGAGAAGAAAGAAGAGAAGAAGAAAGAAGAGAAAGAGAAGAAGGAAAAGGAGGAGAAAGAGAAAAAGGAAAAGGAGGAGAAAGAGAAGAAAGAAGAGACCAAGCUCACAUGGAUUAGGGUUCAUCGCAAGCACUUGCUGCCAGAUACCUUGAUUGCUUACGGUCUUCCUUGGGAUUGGGACGAGAAUGACACCAACUACAUCAUCAUCAAAAAGUGGAUAGACCACGACUUCCAAGAUCAGCUCUUCGCCCACACCCAACGUCUACGCGAGGGCAAGGUCAUCGCCGAGACAUCUCACUCGAGGACUGAACUGAAAGUCAACGACCGUAGAAAGGACAGGCUGUUCCUGGUCCGGAAGAAGAGUCCUUCAGGCCGGAUGCGCAUCUUGACAUAA